Molecule: messenger RNA, 878 nt
Organism: Impatiens glandulifera
Lineage: Eukaryota; Viridiplantae; Streptophyta; Magnoliopsida; Ericales; Balsaminaceae
Exons: 1
Coding region: 9-860 (283 amino acids)
Source: RefSeq, a predicted model, not a curated record
CAAUUUUGAUGUUGAAUGAUGGAGAUGAAGUUGUUUAUCCCCCAAGUUCAGGAUCUUUUCUUCAUCAUUUACAUCUAAAAGAAGAAGCAAAAAAGAAAGGUAUUAAGCAUUUUGGUCAUAAACAUUCUUUGACGUUCAAGGAAGAUGUUAGAAAUGGAUUUGAAGAUGAAGAUGUAUUGUGUUGCAAUGGUUGUGGCAUCGAAAUUGAAAGAAGUGGUUUCAGUUGUUGUAAAGAAAGAUGCAGUUUUAAUCUUCACGAAUUUUGUGCAUCUUUACCCAAAGAGAUGAAAGACUAUCCACAACACCCACAACAUCCUUUAAUCCUCUACACACACUCACCUUAUCCUUAUCCCAACUCUGGUUUCCGUUGUGAUGUUUGCAAAGUUUACUACCCAACCGUGACGUCAUUCUGCUAUCACUGCGAGGUUUGUAAUUUUGACGUUGAUCUAAGAUGUGCAUCCAUGUCCUUUCUUGUUUCUUCUCGCACUCUGCACAACCAUGACUUGACCGUUCAGCUAUACCCUGCAUCAUUUUUUUGUUGUUUUUGUAGUGAGAAACAUAGAGAAUUUGGUGUGUCCUAUCAAUGCAAGAUAUGCUGCUUUUGGAUCCACGAACAAUGUUAUUCACUGCCUCAAAGUAUUGAACAUGACAGUCAUCUGCAUCCGCUUAAAUUAUGGCAUAUUGAGGUAGAUUUACCCAAGUGUCUAUGCGGAGUUUGUGAGGAAAAUAUAAACACUAAAUUCGGUUUAUAUGGUUGUGUUAUUUGUAAAUAUGGGGUUCACAUAAAAUGCUCAACUAAGAAAUGGUACAUCUCAUACAACUAUUUUCUUACAAUGUUGUUAGUUUUUAGAUUUUAUUAAAUUAUGUUUUAUAAUCUU